GAGCUCUCCAGCCACCUUUUGGGGAAAGGCAAGCGGCUGCUGGGAGCUCUCAGGAUCUGCCUUCAGUGCACCAUGGGGCUCAGUGACCAGGAAUGGCAGCAGGUCCUGACCGUCUGGGGAAAGGUGGAGUCUGACAUUGCCGGCCAUGGGCACGAAGUUCUAAUGAGACUCUUUAAGGAUCACCCUGAGACCCUGGAUAAAUUUGAAAAGUUCAAAGGCCUGAAGACUCCUGAUGCAAUGAAGGGUUCUGAAGACCUGAAGAAACAUGGAGCUACUGUCCUCACCCAGCUGGGCAAAAUCCUGAAGCAGAAGGGUAAUCAUGAGGCAGAGUUGAAGCCCCUGGCCCAAACCCAUGCAACCAAGCAUAAAAUCCCCGUCAAAUAUCUGGAGUUCAUUUCUGAAGUCAUUAUCAAGGUCCUUGCUGAAAAACACGCUGCAGACUUUGGGGCUGAUGCCCAGGCUGCAAUGAAGAAGGCGCUGGAGCUGUUCCGAAAUGACAUGGCCAGCAAGUACAAGGAGUUCGGUUUCCAGGGUUAGCAC
Dryobates pubescens (Downy woodpecker) is the source of this 540-nucleotide messenger RNA. It is a transcript of the gene MB, whose product is annotated as myoglobin. The transcript has 3 exons. The record is from RefSeq and is a predicted model, not a curated record. Gene Ontology annotation, cellular component: extracellular exosome. The coding region runs from base 73 to 537 and encodes 154 amino acids. Gene Ontology annotation, molecular function: oxygen binding; heme binding. Gene Ontology annotation, biological process: oxygen transport. NCBI's taxonomy places the organism in Eukaryota, Metazoa, Chordata, Aves, Piciformes, Picidae.